AUGGGCGCAUCCAUGGCAACCAUCCAUGAUAUCCGGCAGGCUCAGCGCGCACACAGCCCCGCCGCCGUGCUUGCCAUCGGCACGGCGAACCCAGUGACCUCCAUGCUCCAGGAUGAGUACGCCGACUACUACUUUCGCGUCACCAAGAGCGAGCACCUUACCGGCCUCAAGGAUAAGCUCAACAGAAUUUGCAACAAAUCAGGCAUCAAGCAACGCUUCAUGCACGUCAACGAGCAACUCCUGACCGCGCACCCGGACUUGAUCGACCGCACGUUGCCAACCCUCGACGCCCGGAUAGACAUGGCUUCCGCCGCAGUCCCAGAGCUCGCCGCGUCCGCGGCGGCGAAGGCCAUCGCCGAGUGGGGACGUCCGGCCACGGACAUCACCCACCUCAUCUUCAGCACCUACUCCGGCGCCAAAGCCCCGAGUGCGGAUCUCCGGCUGGCGACGCUCCUCGGCCUCCGCCCCACCGUCUGCCGCACCAUACUCAACCUGAAUGGCUGCUCGGGCGGCGGCAGGGCGCUACAGCUCGCCAAGGAGCUCGCCGAGAACAAUCGCGGCGCGCGCGUCCUCGUGGCCUGCUCGGAGCUCACCCUAGUCGCCUUCUACGGGGCCCAGGACGCCAGCCUCGACACCAUCGUCGGCCAGGGACUGUUCGGCGACGGGGCGGGCGCCGCCAUCGUCGGCGCCGACCCUGUCGUCGUCGAACGGCCGCUGUUCGAGAUGGCCUUCGCCACGCAGACGACGAUACCGGGAACCGAGGACGCGAUCACCAUGCAGCUCAGCACAGGCGGCCUCGAUUUUCACCUCUCCAGCCAGGUGCCCAAGCUGCUAGGGAAUAACAUCGAACGCGUUCUGGUCGACGCGUUCCAAUCCCUGGGCGUCGUCGACGUCAAUGCCGCCGCUCCAUGGAACGAUCUCUUCUGGGCUAUCCACCCAGGGGGACGUGCCAUCCUGGACCACAUCGACGAAGUGCUCGGGCUUGACGCGGAGAAGCUGGCGGCUAGCCGAAAGGUGCUGAGUGAGUUUGGUAACAUGAGCGGCGCCACCGUGAUCUUCGUUCUCGAUGAGCUGCGACGCCGCCGUGGCGCCGAGGUGCCCGAGUGGGGGGUGGUUAUGGCAUUCGGACCCGGAAUCACAGUCGAGACCAUGGUGCUGCACGCUGCAAGCAGCCUCAAGGAAAAUGGAUUGGCAUCAAUUUGAUUCAGCGCUGCCUCCUCCCUAUCGAUCUAUCUAUGGUUCUAUACGCAUGUAAAACAGCCAGUAAAUAAAGUCCUAGCAGUAGUAUAUUAAAGUCAGUUGUUGCUUAAUAAUGAUCCAUGCAUGUUGGAUCAAUUCUCCCGUAUCCAGGGCCGGUGGACGAAACUGGAACAGGAGGGCAUUCUUAAUGU
Molecule: messenger RNA, 1391 nt
Organism: Lolium rigidum
Lineage: Eukaryota; Viridiplantae; Streptophyta; Magnoliopsida; Poales; Poaceae
Product: bisdemethoxycurcumin synthase-like
Exons: 3
Coding region: 1-1203 (400 amino acids)
Biological process (GO): polyketide biosynthetic process
Molecular function (GO): acyltransferase activity, transferring groups other than amino-acyl groups
Source: RefSeq, a predicted model, not a curated record